Messenger RNA from Penicillium egyptiacum, 1191 nucleotides. The record is from the annotation of a GenBank genome assembly. NCBI's taxonomy places the organism in Eukaryota, Fungi, Ascomycota, Eurotiomycetes, Eurotiales, Aspergillaceae.
AUGGUUGUCUUCAGCAAAGUUACCGCCUCUCUCGCUUGCUUUUCGGCCCUUGCCUCAGCUGCGGCUGUGCCGGUCAAGAGCCCCCGUCAGGGCUUCAGUGUGAACCAGGUGCAGAAGACUGUUACCGGCACCAGGACUGUCAACUUGCCUGGUGUAUACGCCAAUGCAUUAGCCAAGUAUGGUGCUACUGUGCCGGCCAACGUUCAUGCUGCUGCCGUGAGCGGUUCUGCCAUUACCACGCCUGAGGACAACGACGUCGAGUACCUCACCCCAGUCAAGAUUGGCGAGUCUACCUUGAACUUGGACUUCGACACUGGUUCUGCUGACCUCUGGGUCUUCUCUACCGAGCUCUCCUCUGCGGAGCAGAAUGGCCACGACGUCUAUGACGUUACCAGCUCCGGCAAGAAGCUGGCAGGUGCUAGCUGGUCAAUUUCAUACGGCGAUGGCAGCGGUGCCAGUGGUGAUGUCUACAAGGACACCGUCACCGUUGGUGGAGUCAAGGCCACUGGCCAAGCCGUCGAGGCUGCCAAGAAGAUCAGCCAGCAGUUCGUGGAGGACAAGAGCAACGAUGGCCUGCUGGGUCUGGCUUUCAGCUCGAUCAACACUGUCAGCCCCAAGCCCCAGACGACCUUCUUCGACACCGUCAAGUCCGAUCUUGACAAGCCGCUGUUUGCCGUGACUCUCAAGCACGGCGCCCCUGGCACUUACGACUUUGGCUACAUUGACAAGGAGAAGUUCACCGGAUCUCUAGCCUACACCGACGUCGACAACUCCCAAGGCUUCUGGUCCUUCACCGCCGACAGCUAUAAGGUCGGCACUGGUUCUGCUGGUCCCUCUAUCGAGGGCAUUGCUGAUACUGGAACUACCCUCCUCCUGCUUGAUGACACUGUUGUCUCCGCCUACUACAAGGAGGUUGACGGCGCCAAGAACAACCCCUCCGUUGGUGGCUAUGUCUUCCCUUGCGACGCCGACCUUCCUAACUUCACUGUGACCAUUGGUAGCUACGAUGCCGUUGUUCCCGGCAAGCACAUCAAGUACGCUCCCGUCUCGUCUGGUAGCUCCAGCUGCUUCGGUGGUAUCCAGAGCAACUCUGGCAUUGGCUUCUCCAUCUUCGGUGAUAUCUUCCUCAAGAGCCAGUACGUCGUUUUCGACGCGGAAGGCCCUCGCCUUGGCUUCGCCGCUCAGGCAUAA